This is a messenger RNA of Dreissena polymorpha, 6094 nucleotides long. RefSeq lists its product as uncharacterized. The transcript is spliced from 7 exons. Gene Ontology annotation, molecular function: protein binding. Lineage: Eukaryota; Metazoa; Mollusca; Bivalvia; Myida; Dreissenidae. The record is from RefSeq and is a predicted model, not a curated record. Bases 65 to 1342 code for a protein of 425 amino acids.
GUUUAUAGAGGGCGCUCUCAUUGCGAUACGCAGGCAAUGUACACAGUUGAGUAGUAAAGAAAUCAUGGCGAAAGACCAUGACUGGGAAUUACAAACCGCGAGUAUUUUGUGGAUUUUAGUGUUGUUUUUUGGAAUAUCAUGCAGUGAUGCAACGAAGACAUAUUACAUGACAGGAAGUGACUGUGACCAGAGGGUAGUGUUGGGUGGUGCAGUGGUUCAUUCGCAUAAUAAAAAUUUAUCAAUAUCUUACUCAGACAAUAUCAAUUGUAAAUUGACGUUUCAAGCGCAGAAUAGUGAGUGGAAAUUAAUGUUACGGGUAGAAGAAAUGGAUAUUCUUGAUCGUCAAGGGAAUGGGAUAUGUAAUGAUGCAUUAUAUGUGUCAAGUUCAGAAAAUAUAUUAAGAGACACUAUGGAAGAAGCAGGGGGUAACAAUGGUUUAUGUGGUACCACCCGGCCAUCUACCAUUUACUCAACUGGCCAGUAUUUAACAGUGCAGUUUAGAACUGACAAGCCCAAGUCUCCUUCUCGCUUUAGCAAAAUGGACCGCAAAGGAACGGGCUUCACAUUCAUCAUAACAGCUUAUAGCGAUGAGUUCAGGAAAUCCCAGUCCUGUGGUUCCAGUUUUCAGUGUGAUAACCAGAAGUGUAUAGAGCCCGAGCUGUCAUGUGACCGCGUGGACAACUGUGGGGACUACAGUGAUGAGUCUCCAGGGGGACCUGCACAGUGCGGCAAGCAAAUCAACCACAGCUUCAUUUUUGACAUGUUCCUGAAAUGGGGCGUUGCUGGAUCCGUGGGCAUCUUCGUAGGCAGUCUGAUUAUCAUCAUCUUCUGCACAAUUGCACUGGUUUGUACUUGCCGCAACACGGUUUGCCGCAAGGCCGUCGCAGGCAGCUCAAACGGUGCGCCCGUCGGCACCACGCCAACCCUGACCAAUGGGGGACCAGGCUCGAUCCACGGUAGCGUGCAUGGAAGUCACCAUGGCAGCCAUAUUGGUAAUGGCCACGUGCAAGCCCCCAUAGAUAGAGGAGUGGGCGUGCCCCACCCGAUGCCAGGCCCGGGGAUCUUCAACAGCCCGACGGCCCAGGGCUACUACCCGAUGCACCCUGUGUACCCCUCACCCCAUGGGUCCGUAUACUCCGCUCACACUCAGAACUCAGCAUUCACAAGAGACUCGGGGUUUGCGCCCAACCAGUUCGGCUACUCGAGUAGCGUGUAUUCAUCUCAGGCCCCCUCGUAUAUUCGUUCUCACACCCCCACUAGCAGCAAGUCUGGGAAAUCACAUCAUUCAAAUAAUAGUGUCACUUAUACUCAUAACACAGACAAAGUCAUGGUGAAUCUAUGAAAAACCUGUUGUUUUUGUAUUUCUUCAUUUGUGUAAUAUUGUAAGUAAGCAUUUCUUCCUGAUUUAUUUGUGUUUGUAAUGUUGACACCAACACAAUGACAUUUUCAGGUGAAUUGAUAGUAACAAUGACGAGAGGCAUGAAAUGUUUUAGUAAGAUUUAAUUUUAAGUGAACAAUUGUGAUGAUUAAAUUUACCCUCUUAUGAUUGGCUUUGACUUUUUUAAAGUUUUAAUCUUAAAUUUCAUGAACCUUAUAUGUACAUAGUUAUGAUACAGAUAAACAAGGUUUGAGAUUAAUUUAGAAUAAUAUAAUGGUACAUUUCUGUUCAUUUAAUAGAAAAUUAAUGUAGGCAAAAUAUGAUUUUAGUGUAAAAAAUCUUUCAACAAAUAAUCAAUUCACUAUUGUUAAACAUAUUAUAUUUUUCUAAUGACACUUUUAAGUCAAAAAUAUGUGUAAAUAAUAUGUUUAUUAUUUAUAGAUUUUCAUCUUAUCAUUUUUGCCAUUUGAUGAUAUAGUUUUAAUAUGUUUAAAUAUUCAUUCUUCACAUACUCUGUUGUUGAAUUUCUAAAUUUAAGGUAUACUGUUAGGUCAAUGCAAACUGUACAAUAUCAUAGUAUAAUGCUAUGAACACUUUAUAAAGCACAUGUUUGCACUGGGCCCAUGGUCAUAAUCAUGUAUUAACUAUACUUUUUUUAUAUUACUUAGUCUUUAAACCGAAAAUCAAAGAGCCAUAUUGCUAGUCAUUUAUUUUGAAGCAUAGACAGAUAUUACAUGUGAACAUUCUUUAGCCAUAAUGCUAUUGAACCAAUUUGAUGUUAUUAUGUGAUUGAACAAUACUUGUGUUGAAAGGAUGUAGAGACCAUGCAAUUCAUAAAACUUUUUUAAAAAUAUGGGCGCAUGCUCGUUUAAAACCUAUAAAGUGAAGUAAAUAAACUUUUGUUUUUCUUUCUUCCUUUGUUAAAACUACAUAGUGCUGUUAAUAAGAAUUGUUGUUGGUUGAACCUACAUGCUCCUUUUCUUUGAAAUGUUGGUGCUAGUAUUUAUAAAGAUUACCAACACAUUUUUUUCCAUCUGACUUGCCCUUUGGGUCGCAAUAAAUUGUACUAUAUUUGAGCUGCUUCACAAUAAAACCUAUCUUAAUGAUUCUGUUUAUGUAUAUAUGCAUUGUAUUGUUGUAGUUUUCUUACCAAACCUAAUUAAAUAUUAUCAUGGCUUCUUUGUGUUGCUAUGACGAAGCAGGCAUGUGCACCAAUCACACGAUCAAAAUGUUGAUUUUCAUAGUGGGAUUGGUCUCAGAUGUCGUUAAAACAUGUUGUCAUGGGGAUGUACAUGGUUUAGAGUGAAACAGCUCUUGUUUGUUUGAAUUCAUAACUUAUUAUAGAUAUGUUUGCAUUUGUAACUUAGCUUUUCUAUUUGUUUUAGUUGAUGUUAAUCAAGUUGCAUAAUGAAAUGACAGGGUAAAGAUUUCAUUUUUUGUAUUCGGUAUGAUUAUAGUAAUGUCCUACAUGGAAAAUAGUCAAUUGUAAGAUGAGGAACAUAAUUUUAAAGUUGUUUUUCUUGAUCAGAAGCUUUUCUGUUUGUUAUACGAGCCUUGCUUUGCUAAAACUGGCCUUAAUGCAUGUUGGUAAAGUGUUGUCUCAGAUUAGCCUGUGCAGACUGCAAAGGCUUAUCAGGGACAAAAUUUUUGUUUAGAAGAGACUCUUAAUACCACAAAUUCCAUAAAAGCGGUAAGUUUCGUCUCUGAUUAGCCUGUGAGAACUUCACAUGCUCAUCUUGGAUGACACUCAACGCUCAUGUCUGAAGCCCAGUUUUGCCAAAGCGAGGCUUUUUUGAAUCAGAGGUUCAUGGCAUUGAUAUCCAGCCAAAGCUUUAAACUGUUUUGAGUUGGUCUAUAAAAUAUUUUCUGCAACUCUCCCUACCUCUGAUUUAACCCAUUUAUGCCUAGCGUCUAGAAAAAAUGCCUUGACAUUCAGCGUAGGCCCAGAUGAGAUGCCACAUGAUGCGGCGUCUCAUUGGAGUCGGCGCUGUUUGCUUAAAGGAAUUUCUGUAAGAAAUAUUCUAAAUAUAGAAAUAAAUUAUACUAAACAUCCCUAAUUUUGGAAAUAAAUUGAUCCAAUUUAGAAGGAUGGGAGUGUCAACUAGGCAUAAAUGGGUUAAGAACGGCUGUUGUCAGUUACUGGCAUAAGUAUGUGCUCUUAGCACUAGUAAACCAGCUUACCAUAAAAGAUCGAGUAGGUUUAGUGAUCACUGUUAUAGGACUGAUAUACUUCAGCGAAAAAAUCCAAACUGUAUUUUGUUUGGUACAUUAUUUUAUUGAGCUAAUUUGAAUAUUAAUAGCCAAAUAAUAAAGCAAUAAAUACUAUCCAUGUAUUCUUUAUUGGGUUUUAAUUCAAUAAAUCAAUUAUAUCUACGAUUUGUAGAUUAUUUUAGGCUGGAGAUAUAUUGCUUUGUAUAGUGCUUCAUAAUUAAUGUAUAGAUAGUUUUUAUGGAAAUUCUGUUUUAGGGAUUUAUAGUUUCAUCUGAGGAUUUUAUUUUCUCAUUUGUUUUAUAUGGUUAUGAAACUUUAAGUCUGUUCUUUGAUUUAUUUGUGUGACAAUCAUUUUUUUAAUGUUUACACUGAAUAUUAUUUUACCAUUGUUUUGUCCCUUUGAUGACAUUGAAAAGUGGUAGUUGAUCAGUAAGUGAUAGGUAUACUGUAUUAAUAUUUUCCUAAGCCUAUGAGAAGAUGCAGACAGUUUAAGACCAGAUGGCAGUCUUCAGUUAUUCUAAUACUGUUUGCAAAGCAUGAUCUAGACAUGUAGGUGUUUUCCAUGUAUGUUAUACUUGAUGUCUAGUUUGGUUGAAGACUAAAUUAAAAAUACUGUCCUGAUAAGGGUGCUAAUAAGCAUAUUAAGAAUAUUGGAAAACUUUUUCCUCUCUUAGUUGGUAUUGUGCCCUGGGUUGAAACAAAAAUGUCCAUAUGGGUUGAAACAACAAUUGUAAUAACAAAACACAAAUGCUUUUCAUUAUGUGUAAUACAAGGACGUUUAAAUAUCAAGACUUAUUCAGUCAGAUUUAACCUUAUCUACCUCAACCAUUGAAACAAAUCUUCCUUCUCUCUCAUGUCCAUUGGCCAGUCAUUUUCACCAUUUACAUUUAUUUUCUGUGAACACUGGUACUUAAAGAAAAACAUAUUUAUAUUUAUUGUAAGUUUUGUUCAGGUUAACCAGUCAGCAUUAUUUUUGACAAAAGGUUGCUUUUAGACUUCUGCACAUGCUUUAACAGAUGAUUUAUUAUAAACCAGUCUUCUUAUUUCAUAUCGUCUUUAAAGAGAAUGUGUUUAGUUUUGCAGGCGACACUUGAUUUUCACUUAGAAGAGACUUCCUUUAAUUAAAAAUACCAUAAAAGCGAAACAUGUCGUCCCUGAUUAAAUUGUGGGUAUUACACAGGCAAAUCUGGGACAACAUUUUACACACAUGCAUUAAACCCCGUUUUCGUAGAGACAGUCUGAAUUAUAUUUUAAUGUUUCAAUUUCGUCCCAUCAGUCAGUAAAAUCAUAAUGAAAAUGUAUUUUUUUAUUAUCAUAAACAUAAUUACUGCUAUUCAGUAAAGAAAUACAAGAAUAUUUUAUGUUGAACCUAUAAUGAUUUGAUAUGAACUCAUUUUCCCUGGAAAAAUUUCACAACAUGACCCUGAAUAAACAUGUUUUAGCUUAGCUUAUCAUUUUUGUUCAAGAUCUUCUAUUUGAGUCACGUUCUGAGAAAACUGGGCUUAAUGCAUGUGUGUAAAGUGUCAUCCCAGAUUAGCCUGUGCAGUCAGCACAGGCUAAUCAGGGACAACACAUCCCGCUUUUAUGGAUUUUUUUGUUUAAAAGAAGUCUCUUCUACAUGAAAAUCAAGUUAAGGCGGAAAGUGUCGUCCCUGAUUAGCAUGUGCGCCAGUGUGCGGACUGCACAGGCUAAUCUGGGAUGACACUUUACGCACAAGCAUUAUGCCCAGUUUUCUCAGAACGCAACUCAUUUAAUGUAAUUUUACUUUCCUUUCUCUAAUACAAAUGAAGUCAUAGAACAGUUUUCCUUUGUUUAAUCUUUUCUGUUGGGUUAAUUAUCCGUGUUUUCAAGGCUUGUAUUGAUUAUGAUUGAACCCAUCUGUGACAAAAGCUGUGCAAUUUCACCUACAAGUCAUAUUGGUUGUACAUCUAAAUGGUUGUGUAUCUUUUAAAGAAUAUGUUCAUGUGUAAUAAAUAGGCAAUCAAAUGUUGUGUACCUGGUAAUACGAGUUUUCAUUGACAGUUCUUAUUUUGUCAUAUUUACAAAACAACAACAACAAUAACUAUUUAACGUAUUGAUCUUGCAUGGUAAACUUUACUUCAAUAGGAAGGUUAUUUUCGCUCAAUUUGAAAUGAAACCUCUUUAAUUAACCUUUGUCAUGGUUGUGAUAAGAGAUUAAACCCUCUGCAAGAAAUUGCAAAUACCCUGUAUAAUAAAAAAUAUUUGACAAAUGUCUGUGUGUUUUUUUCAUACCUGUGUAUUCACUCAUGAUGUUUUUUAAUUGUAUUUAGUAUAUGUACAUAGGAUAUUUAUGACCUUGUAUUAUAGUACCAUUCUACCAUAUGUGGUGUUUCAUUUAGUGGAUUUUCCCAUCAUUUUGUUGAGUGUAAUAUAUAAUACAGAUCUGGUUGCUCUCAACUCAUGUGUUAACUAUUGUCAUCUGUAUUGUGUCAUAUUGUAGGAUGUGGAGAUCUUAAAGUGGUAAUAAACCAUCAAUACUUGCAA